AUUUCCUUCCUAAAAUUCAAUGAAAAGUAUUGUUUUAACUCCCAAUCAUACUCUAGAAAUGUUUUGACAAAUUGUUAUUUCUUACCAGGCAGUUCUUCCUUGUUUUGUUUGUUUUCUUGUUUUUGUCAAUAUCGCGCCUUGUACCCACUACUACCGAACCCUCUUCUUUUAACAAAUUACACACUUUAACGUUUCUAGGUAGAUGAGAAGGUCUUUCUGGUUGGUCAGCACAAUAAAUUUGCUCGUUUCCAUGGCCGACGACGUCCCUUCUCUCCAAUCCACAAUACCCAUCAUUCUGGUUUAGGCACGUUGCAAACCUUAUAGCAGUUCAUUUCUUCCACCAUCCAAUUCUCCUCCCAACUACCCAUUUCACCGGCAGCGGGGAAAAAAAGCCUCCAGAACCCUCCCGCUUGCAUGGCGCCGACCAGGAUUUUCGCCGGGCUGUUCCUUCUCCUCGCCAUCUACUGCGCCCUCGACCCAUUCGAGCACAGCGCAAUCUCCGAGUUCCCUGAUUUCGUGUCCCACCCUGUUGAGAUGCCGCCGUGGUCGCUGGUUCCCACCGAGAAAGACGAGCUCAACUCGCUGCAGAAGUCGGAAAUCAAGUUCCUGGGUCAGAUUCAAGGCCCCGAGAGCUUGACCUUCGACCCUCUUGGCCGCGGGCCUUACACUGGUAUCGCGGAUGGCAGAGUCGUGUUCUGGAAUGGCGAGAAAUUCGUUGAUUUUGCUUACACUUCCAGCAAUAGGUCAGCAAUAUGUGACCCUAAGCCUUCCCCUCUGGGCUACUUGAAGAAUGAGCACAUCUGUGGCAGGCCAUUGGGGAUCCGAUUCAAUAAGAAGACGGGUGAUUUGUACAUUGCAGAUGCGUAUUUCGGGCUGAUGAAGGUUGGCCCUGAAGGUGGAGUAGCAACAUCAAUUGCUACUGAGGCAGAAGGAGUUCCAUUCAGGUUUACUAAUGAUCUAGAUAUUGACCAAGAUGGCAACAUUUACUUCACUGAUAGCAGUACUAAGUACCAGAGAAGGAACUUCAUGCAGCUGGUUUUCUCAGCAGAAAACACUGGGAGGGUUCUAAAGUACGAUCCCAUCACGAAGAAGGCCUCUGUACUUAUGAAAAACCUUCAAUUCCCAAAUGGGGUUUCUCUAAGCAAAGAUGGAUCCUUCUUUGUCUUCUGCGAAGGAUCACUCGGCGUAUUGCACAGGUACUGGCUAAAAGGCGAGAAAGCCGGCACUUCAGAGAUACUAGCAGUUUUGCCUGGAUUUCCGGACAACGUCAGGACUAAUAAAGAUGGCGACUUUUGGGUAGCCAUCCACUGCCGAAGAUCCUACUACACUUACCUAUGUGCCAAGUUCCCAACUUUAAGAACAUUUCUGCUGAAGCUCCCGAUUUCAGCCAAGAUUCAGUUCCUGCUUCACAUUGGGGGCAGACCACAUGCCUUGGUCGCCAAGUAUAGCCCGGAAGGUGAGCUGCUGCAGAUAUUGGAGGACCGUCAGGGGAAAGUGCUGAAAGCGGUUAGCGAAGUGGAGGAACGAGACGGGAAGCUGUGGAUCGGAAGCGUGUUGAUGCCCUUCGUCGGUGUUUAUAGCUUGGAGUAAGUAGUAAGAUGGAGCGAGGGAGAGUUAAAGGGUAUACCUUUGUUGUAUACAGGGGUAAUAAGGUGGUUUGAGUUUGUUCAUCCCCACAUAGGAAGAAAUAAUGUGUGUUUGGAACUGAGUUUCUUUUAUUUCCCACAUACUUGGAAGGGAGAAACGAAAUGUUUUUUUUUUUUUUUUGCUAGGUUAUCCUCCUCUGUUGUUGUGCUUGUGUACUGCUGACUGAGUUCUUCUCCUUUUGACAGGCAACUUAGCUAUUGAAAAGCAACAUUGCACUUGUGUUUCUCCCUGAAUCAAGUGUGAUGGUUGGUUAAUGGAGCUGAGUUUAUUAUGGUCGUGAACUUGCCGUGAAGCAUCCCAUACGUCAAAACGAGUCGUUGUGACAAAAUAUUAUGUUUGGAAA
Molecule: messenger RNA, 1990 nt
Organism: Linum tenue
Lineage: Eukaryota; Viridiplantae; Streptophyta; Magnoliopsida; Malpighiales; Linaceae
Source: the annotation of a GenBank genome assembly